Molecule: messenger RNA, 1038 nt
Organism: Cladophialophora carrionii CBS 160.54
Lineage: Eukaryota; Fungi; Ascomycota; Eurotiomycetes; Chaetothyriales; Herpotrichiellaceae
Exons: 1
Coding region: 1-1038 (345 amino acids)
Molecular function (GO): oxidoreductase activity, acting on the CH-OH group of donors, NAD or NADP as acceptor
Source: RefSeq, a predicted model, not a curated record
AUGGGCUCGACAACCAAAUACGCUAUUCCAGAAGGAAGCCUUGUCGUCGUCAGUGGCGCCAACGGCUUUCUCGCGAGCCAUGUCGUUGACCAGCUUCUGUUGGCGGGUUAUCGCGUCCGGGGGACCGUGCGCAGCGCAAAGAAGUCUGGCUGGGUUGCUGACUAUUUCGGAACCAAGUAUGGCGUGGGCAAAUUUGAGUUGAUCGAAGUGCCGGAAAUGGCAGAGGCAGGGGCCUUCGACAAGGCAGUCAAAGGUGCUUCCGGGUUCAUCCACACAGCCACACCUGUCAUGGUGUCCUAUGAUCCAAAUGAAGGGAUCCCGAUUGUCGUGGAGGGUACGCUGAACGCAUUGAAAGCCGCUGCUGGCGAGCCCACGGUCAAGCGGUUUGUGUUGACAUCGUCCUCCACUGCUGCCAUCAGUCCCAAACCAGAUCUCGAGUUCAGUGCUGACGAGUCGACCUGGAACGAAGAAGCUGUCAAAGCGGCCUGGGCGCCUCCACCGUACGAAGGUGAACAGCGCAAGUUGGACGUGUACUCUGCCAGUAAGACCCAGGGCGAGCAGGCCGCAUGGAAAUUUGUGAAGGAGCAGAACCCGGGAUUUGUCUUGAAUACCGUCUUGCCCAAUUGUAACAUGGGUUUGGUCCUAUCGCCAGAAAACCAAGGGGCACCGAGCACAGUGGGAUGGCUCAAAGCGCUCUGGAACGAGUUCAAGGGCCAAGAGAGGCUCAAAUUCAACCCUCCGCAGUAUUAUGUCAAUGUCCAAGACACAGCUCGCGUUCACGUCGGAGCUCUCAUCUUCCCUGAUGUGAGCGGCGAGCGAUUGUAUGACUUCGCCUACCCAUUCAACUGGAACGACAUUCUGGCAAUAUACCGAAAGCUGUAUCCAAACCGCAAAUUCAUGGACAAUAUUCCUGAUCUCGGCAGAGACCUGAGCAAAGUCACGAACGGGAGGGCCGAGGAGAUCGUGAAACGAUUCGGUCGACCUGGGUGGACGAACUUGGAAGACACUAUCCGCGACUCUACUCAGAGCUGGACCUGA